UGCCUUUUAAUACGAAAAUUUGGAGAUAAAUAACGAUGAUUAUUGAAAACUGUUAUCCUCAUUUCCCCCCUUUUUUUUAUUUUAUAAAUGUAAAGAGCAGUUGGGUGGCAAUUUGGCCUGAAAAGCCAGGCACAAAGCGGCGGACCUCCCCCACCCGCGCCGACGUCGGAUUUGUCGCUUUUACUAAUCAAGCCGAAUUCUUCUUUCGAUACUCCUCUUCUCCACGCUUCAGUCUUCGGUUUUUCUUUUCUUUUCUUGUUCGUGUUUCAAUUAAAUAAAACAGCAGCAGAAAAUGCCGUCUUUUCCCGUCACAAUCGACACGACGGCCGACUUUGGCGUCGGUUCUGCACCGUCGGCACGCAGCCUGCUCCUCGCACCCCCCUCCAUCGCCGCCCACGAGGAGAAACUGCGAGCCCUUUUCACAUCCUUCGACCGCUCGACCACCGACCUGCAGAUGCUCGAUCGCCUUUCAGCUGGCUUCGUUUCCCUUCCGCCCGCGACAUACGAUCUCGUCCUCGUUCUGACAGACACUGACGGCGCCCUGCACACCGAGGCGCUUCGAUUGCUCAACCGAGAUGUAUUCACUGGCCUCAUUCCGUCCAUGAAGGCUGGUGCGAAGUUAAAACUACAGACUGGAGCGCUGGGUGAGUCUGAUGCGCGUGAGGCUAUACUGGCUGGGUUGGUUUUCAAAGACGGCGCUUUCGAGAAGCCGGCCUAUGAAGGAGGCAGCGUCCCGCUCAAGUUUGGUAUCAAGAGGAAGAAUAAGGAAAAGAAGGAGAGCGGUGCUCAGAGUGUAGCCGCUGUUAAUCAGAAUGGCUCUGUUCAGAUUAAUAUUAAUGAUGACGAGCUGAUCGAUGAGGACGAUUUACUGUCGGAUGAAGAUAUGAAGAGGCCCGUUCAGCAACCCGAGAGAUGCCAACCAGAAACUCAGAAGAAACGACGACGUCCCUGUAAAGAUUGCACCUGCGGAUUAGCCGCCGAACUCGAAGCCGAAGACCAAACGCGCCGUGAACAAGCAGACUCCGGCUUGAAUGUGCUCAAGCUUCAAUCCGCCGAUCUCAACGACGAGAUCGACUUUACCGUGCAAGGCAAAACGAGCUCGUGCAAUAGCUGCUCUCUCGGCGAUGCGUUCCGAUGUUCCACUUGCCCAUUCAUCGGCUUGCCGGCAUUCAAACCUGGAGAGGAAGUGAAGAUCCUCAACGACAUGGCACAACUGUAAGGCAAUGGUAAUGAAUAUUUAUUUGUCAUUUUGCGCGGGAAGGCGUUGAUGUACUCGGUUUUCGUUGAUUGUAUAUUCGUUUUCUGGCCUGGAUCAUAGAUACCUCGUUGCACCUUUAUCAUGACUGAGACUGCAUGGUUGUCUGCUAUAGUUAGAAUUAAAAAAUUUUUAAAUAAUUUUUACAAACGAA
Molecule: messenger RNA, 1409 nt
Organism: Talaromyces proteolyticus
Lineage: Eukaryota; Fungi; Ascomycota; Eurotiomycetes; Eurotiales; Trichocomaceae
Product: Fe-S cluster assembly protein dre2
Exons: 2
Coding region: 293-1219 (308 amino acids)
Biological process (GO): iron-sulfur cluster assembly
Cellular component (GO): cytoplasm
Molecular function (GO): iron-sulfur cluster binding
Source: RefSeq, a predicted model, not a curated record